Symbiodinium sp. CCMP2456 is the source of this 940-nucleotide messenger RNA. NCBI's taxonomy places the organism in Eukaryota, Dinophyceae, Suessiales, Symbiodiniaceae. The record is from the annotation of a GenBank genome assembly.
GUCCUGGUUCAAGCAGGCUCUCAAGUUGAACUUCACACCCCAGGGCACCACGUUUCAGAACCUGGGCCGCGCUGCUGCCAACGGAGGAGAUAUGCCCACGGCACUUGUUUGGCUGCAGCGCGCAGAGAAAGCCGGUGCAGCCUUGGACAAGGCAGACUUCACCGCCCUGAUCGAAUGCGCUGCUCAAAAGGGCGACAUCUCGGCAGCGGAGCUUUGGUGUCAACGCGCGGAGGAUGCCGGAGUUCAACCGGAUGUCGCCAUUCUGACAGCCCUGAGGAAGGCGGCCGUGAACAAGAACGAAGCAUCAGUUGAGAGACAAGACCUGCCUGAUGACAUCUCCAUCGUAGGGGCAGAUUCCUUCCAGCAGCUCUCUGAUGACUUCGAGCGGCGACCGCUUUCAGGCUCCGAGGACUCUGCCAGGUUCUGGCUGGAGAAGCUGAAGGUGGUCAACCUAGAUGGGGCCAACCAGGCCUCCUGUUCGGAGAUGCUCAUCUCAGCCAGCAGGACCGACGACGUCGAAGCAGCUGAGUUCUGGCUCAACAAGUGCCGGAAGCUGAAGCUGCAACCGACGCCGGAGGCCUUCCAUGCCUUGAUCGAUUUGACCACCAGGAAGUCUUCCUUGGUCACGGCGGAGCGGGUGGCGCAGGAAGCAAGGGCUUCUGGUGUGGAGCUCUCGCGGUCAUCCUACUCCGGCUUGAUUGUGGCGGCUUGCCACGAGAAGAACCUUGCGGCCGCGAAAAGGUGGCUGCUAGAGGGACUCGCUGCGAAUUGCGCCCCGAGUGGCGCUGCGCUGCAGAAGGCCGUCUGCCUUGCAAUCGAGAUGAAUGAUGUGCCAGCGGCGGAGGACUUCUUCCGCCAGGCCACCGGCAAGGGCACGGUCCCCGAGGCGGAGACCUUCAGGGCCUUCGUGACGGCAGCCGCCAAGGCGGGCGACGCCAAG